AUGGAGGCAAGCCUCGGCGGCUGCUGCCCUCACAGCCUGGUUGCAAAGUGGAUUUUGCUCUUCGCCACAACUUCCAUCCUGGCCAUAACAAAGGCGGAGGUGAGGUGCAUCCCAACAUGCCGGCUGCCUUUUAUCAAAUCUCCUCCGCGCAACCUCACGCCCACGGACUGGGUCGACAACGGCGAGGUAGCAGCAGAUGAAUUUACGAGAUUUACCGAGUCGCCAACUGGUCCCCCAGCCGGGACGGAUCACAACAUUGCGGGAUUUCCUGUGGCUGCAGAAAGUUCGCUUCGUCUGCAGCAACUGCUGGGCGACAACUCCAUCUGCGGCGGAGAGCACGCGUUUAACGGCGGGCGAAAACUUUCCCGUCCUGAAGUGUCCGGACCGAGCGUCUCGUCCACAGGGGUCCCUUCCCCACGCGUGGGUAACCUGACAGAGACAAGCAGCAGUUACAGGAGACGCCACAUCUUCCUUCACAGAAAAAACAAGGCGCACGUUGACGCGUUAAAGGGGAACAAGACCGGCGCGUUAAAGAAGCGGUGCCGAAAGCGAAAGCGCAGCGCUCCGGUGGCGCAGAGUAAAGGGACUUGGUCAGGAUUGCGGUGGGGCAGCGAGGACGUCUCGCCUUCAAGCCAACAGGAGGUUCAUCUCACAAGUUCGACCUUCGCACUAACCGGAGAUUCGGCUCAUAACCAAGCAAUGGUGCACUGGUCUGGCCAAAACAGCAGCGUGAUCCUCAUGCUGACAAAAUACUUUGACUUCAACACUGGCAGAGUAACUGAGAGUUCUCUAUGGAGGUCAACAGACUAUGGGACCACAUAUGAGAAACUCAAUGAAAAGGUUGGGCUAAAAACAAUACUGAGCUACCUGUAUGUGAGUCCAAACAACAAAAGAAAGAUCAUGUUACUGACCGACCCGGAGGUGGAGAGUAGUCUGCUCAUUAGCCUUGACGAGGGGGCUUCCUAUCAGAAACACAGCUUAGCCUUCGACAUCCUCAGCCUCCUCUUCCAUCCCGAGCAGGAGGACUGGAUCCUAGCUUACAGCCAUGACCAAAAGCUCUAUGUCUCUGUUGAAUUUGGGAGGCGAUGGCAACUCGUGCAUGACAGCGUUGUCCCUAACAGAUUCUACUGGUCCAGACUGGGUUUGGACAAAGAACAAGGAAUGAUCCACUUGGAGAUUAGUGUGUCUGAUGGACGGUCACAGUACAUAACUUGUAAGCUGCAGAACUGCUCUGAGACAAACAAGAGCAAGCCUUUCCCUGGGUUCAUCAUCCCCGACUCCCUGGUGGUUCAAGAUGAAUAUGUUUUCAUCCAGGUGCCAAUGAAUGGUCAAUCUGUCCAUUAUGUGUCCUAUAAAAGAAAUGCUUUCUACCCGAUGAAGCUUCCAAAGUAUGUCCUGCCAAAGGACUUGCAGAUAAUUAGUACAGAUGAUAACCAGGUGGUGGCAGCAGUACAAGACUGGCACCAGAACGAUUCCUACAACCUGUACAUGUCUGAGCCUGGAGGAAUCUUCUUCACCUUGGCCCUGGAGAAUGUUGUGAGCAGUGGGGGACCUGAGGGCAAUAUCAUGAUAGAACUCUAUGAGGUAGCUGGGAUUAAAGGGGUGUUCCUGUCAAAUAAAGUUGUUGAAAACCAAGUGAAAACUUUCAUCACGUACAACAAGGGGAGAGACUGGCAUCUGCUACAUGCUCCCAUCACCGACAUCCGGGGGAACCAGAUUUACUGUGAACAACCCUUCUGUUCAUUACAUCUACACCUUCACGUGUCAGAGAACCCUUAUACCUCCGGAAACAUAGUCAGCAAAGACUCAGCUCCAGGAAUUAUCAUAGCAUCAGGUGUAGUUGGGCCUGAAUUGACCAGCAAUAACGUCAGCAUAUUCAUCACAUCUGAUGCCGGGAACACUUGGAGAGAGGUCUUUGAGGAAGAGUACAGCGUGCUGUUCCUGAACCAGGGAGGGGCUCUGGUGGCCAUUCGACACACACCUCUGCCUGUCAGACACAUUUGGCUGAGUUUUGAUGAGGGCCAACACUGGGAGAAAUACAGCUUCACCUCUUCACCCAUUUAUGUUGAUGGAGUGCUUGGGGAGCCGGGCGAGGACACCCUAAUAAUGACAUUAUUUGGUCAUUUCAGUCACCGUUCAGAGUGGCAGCUGGUCAAAAUCGACUUCAGGUCCAUCUUCAAUAGACGGUGUAUGUCUGAAGACUACCGGACAUGGCAGUUACAUAAUGAAGGUGAAGCCUGCAUCAUGGGAGUAAAGAGAAUUUUUCAAAAACUAAAAGCAGAUGCCCGAUGUGUCAAAACCAGAGAUCAGCAUAUCUCCCAGAUGUCAGACCCCUGCCCGUGUACAGAGGCGGAUUUUGAAUGUGACUAUGGAUUUGAGAGGCAGAAUGAUGGGAGCUGUGGCCCAGCCUUCUGGUUUGUCUCAUCGACAGCAUCUAGGGAUUGCAUCACCGGGGAUAGUUUCCUCAACACGACAGGAUACCGCAAGGCAUUGUCAAAUAACUGCACUGCGGGAUCCCUAUUGAGGUAUAGCCCCAAGCAGCAGACAUGUCCCAGUCGGGCCCCCAGGGGCCUCCAGCUCCUCACCAGUGAAGGAAAUCGGGUGGCCACACUGGGAAAGAAUGUCACCUUCCUGGUUUUCCUAGAAGAGGGUCUCGGUUCCACCACAAGUGUAACGGUGGACUUUGGCGAUGGGACGUCUGUAUCAUAUGCUAACAUAAGCUCCAUCGAGGAUGGGGUCAAGCAUGUCUAUGAUAAAGUGGGUAUCUACCAAGUGUCUGCUACGGCCCGCAGCAGUCUGGGCUCUGCCUGGGUGUUCCUCUAUCUCCACGUUUCCUGUCCACUUGAACAGGUUCAUCUCAUAGCUCCCUCUGUGGCCACAAAGAACAAAGCAGUUAAUCUCACAACGGUGCUGCAUCCUAAUAGCGUGGGGACAGUCACCUAUUAUUGGUGGUUCGAUAACAAAACUGAGCCCAUUGUGACCUUGGAGGGACAGAUGUCCUUCAUGUUCUCCAAAGAGGGACGUCACACAGUAACUGUUCAGGCCUCAGUCAGCAAUGCUGUUCAUCAGGACAAAAAGACUAUAGAAGUCUAUGAAUUUUUCCUAUCACAUGUUUUGGCUUUCUCUUCUAACUUGGAUGAGCUGAACCCUGAGAUGUCCGAGUGGAGAGAAGAUAUCAGCAGAGUGGUGAAGCGCUCCAUAGUUCAGGCAACGGGAAUCAGUGAAAGUCAGCUCCUGGUCACAGUGCUUCCAGGUUUACCCACCUCAGCAGAGAUUUUCAUUGUACCCGAGAGCGGCUCAAGAGAGGAAGUCAUGGAGGGAAAGUGGGCACACCUAGAGCGGCUUUCUCAGGUCUUGCUAAGUGCUUUUAACCAGGACCUCAUCCAGUUCACGCUCAGACCAGGGGUGCAGGUGAAUGUGUACACCACACAUUUGUCUCCAGCCCCUCUUGUGGACAAAAACGACAGUAGCCACAAUGGCGCUGCAAUCAUCAUGCUCGUGUCAGUAGUGCUGAUUGGCCUGGCUGUCUUUGUGCUAUACAAGUUUAAAAGGAAGAUUCCUGGAAUCAAUACGUACACAGCAGAGCAGCCGGAGAAAGAACAAGAGGUGAUCCCGACAGUGACCUCUGUAUCCGUCCAAAACGCUGAGGGUGAUAUCAUGACCUCACUGGAGCAUGUGGAUGUAAAACUGGACUCGCAAACCAGAGACUACCUGCCAUCUCACUCAGACAUCAAGCACUCUGAUGAAGCGCCCCAUGUGUUUUAA
Molecule: messenger RNA, 3765 nt
Organism: Lampris incognitus (smalleye Pacific opah)
Lineage: Eukaryota; Metazoa; Chordata; Actinopteri; Lampriformes; Lampridae
Product: VPS10 domain-containing receptor SorCS1-like
Exons: 27
Coding region: 1-3765 (1254 amino acids)
Biological process (GO): post-Golgi vesicle-mediated transport
Cellular component (GO): Golgi apparatus; membrane
Molecular function (GO): protein binding
Source: RefSeq, a predicted model, not a curated record